AUUGAUCAACUCAAACCUUCAUGGUUUUCAGGAUCAACUGCUGUAUUUCAUUCAUUUAUUAGUUUACCAUGUUUUUUUUUCUUACACUGCCUGCCCCCCCUCCCAACACAGGCUGCCCUGUCGCUCUCUCUCUCUUUUUCAUUCUCUGACAGUACUGUGCCAAUUCCUCCGGCUUUACAAAUAUGAUAAGGCACAAGCUGCAAGAACUCUCCCUGCUCUAUGGUAAUGGUUAACCAGAUAAUACAUCUAUGGGGUGGGAAUAGACAACAGUCAGACGUUUUACUAUCUCCUUCCCUGUAGUUGCGCGCCUUCAGUUGAAUUCAUUCAUAGCAAGAGUCAGAAUGGAGGACUCGUCGCAAGAAAAGAGGCAAGAAUUGGAAAUUGAAAACCAGAAUGAGGAGGAAGGUGGAAUACGGCGCCGACUGCGAGACAGGGACCUUCUCAGGAAGAGAAAAGCCGAAGCAGAAGAGAAGGAAACUAACCAGUGGGUUUUUGGGAUAGAGAGCCAAAGGAAAAGAUCAAGGUCUGAAAACAAGGCUGGCUCAAAGAGGAGAGGGAGGCCCAGGAAGACUGAGCCCACGCCACAGCUGUCGGUCGUGGGGGAAGAGGCAGCUGCAGCUCCCGCAGUCAUAGUGGCACCUGAACCUGCUGCAUUCAUUUCAGAUCAAAUAUCAGGUUCUCUCACCUCGAUGCUGGCCAAGGAACCGCAGCCACCUUCUGUCCCUGCUGCACCUGCUCCUGCACCAGUGCUCGGAUCUUUCCAGAGCUCAAUCUUUGGUCCCCUUCUGAUUCCUCGACCUCCAUUUAAUACAGCUGUAGAGAUCUCUGAAGCUCCUGUCCAAGAUUCAGCUCCAGCUCGAGCAGCAGCAGCAGCAGCUUCAACACCAGAACCAGCUCCUGUUGCUUUUACAGCCCCAAGUCUGAUCCAAGACUCUGCUCCAGCUGCAUUUCUCGCUCCUCCCAUAGCUCGUAACCAGGUGGAGAACCUCUACACAGAGUCCCAAGCCAGAGAGGCCCUUGACCAGGUCCUGAUUGAAGACUUGGGCCCAGAUGAGGAAGAAGACAUUGCUCCAUCACAAGAUAAAAGAGCUGAUGAAGGUGUGAAUGAAAUGCUGUUGACCAACGUACCUGAACAAACCAGAAUGUAUUCAGUUCCUACCUUUUCCUCUGCUUCUCUGCCUCAGGAAUAUUUUCCAGGAAAUUGAUUUUAAUUUUUCCAACACUGACUGUUCAGAUAUUGCUUGUGUUAGGAACAUGCAACGCCAGAGAGUCCCCUUUAGGUCACACUUCGUGUCUGAGUGUUAUUUUGGUUAGUGCGCAAUCCUUUGACGGAAGAGAGCGAAUGUGUUGAGCUUAUGCAUUGCUUAUUUUGAAAAUGUAUGAAUGCAAACCAAACCUGUAUGGUUAUUUAUUUUGGGUUGUGCUUCACAGAAAAGUUUUAUGAUUAAAAAAAAAAAGACAUAUAUAUAUAUAUACUUUGCAUUUAGUAACAGCAAAAUAUGCUUGCUUUAUUUAAGACUGAUGGAUAUGAAUGAACUCCUAUUAAUUAUAUAUUUGUAAUUGUGGAUUUUCUUUGAUAUGACUUUGUAAAAA
This is a messenger RNA of Cololabis saira (Pacific saury), 1593 nucleotides long. RefSeq names its product hemogen (gene hemgn). The record is from RefSeq and is a predicted model, not a curated record. The coding region runs from base 342 to 1205 and encodes 287 amino acids. NCBI's taxonomy places the organism in Eukaryota, Metazoa, Chordata, Actinopteri, Beloniformes, Belonidae. The transcript has 4 exons.